Molecule: messenger RNA, 5755 nt
Organism: Podospora bellae-mahoneyi
Lineage: Eukaryota; Fungi; Ascomycota; Sordariomycetes; Sordariales; Podosporaceae
Gene: IQG1
Product: iqgap-related protein
Exons: 2
Coding region: 1-5295 (1764 amino acids)
Biological process (GO): mitotic actomyosin contractile ring assembly actin filament organization; regulation of GTPase activity
Cellular component (GO): cell cortex
Molecular function (GO): GTPase activator activity; actin filament binding; calmodulin binding
Source: RefSeq, a predicted model, not a curated record
AUGCCGUCGUCGUCGUCGCACAGGCCGCACCCGUUGCGCCAGUCGCACACAGCCGACUAUCGCUCUUCCGAUAUUUACCGCCAGCCCUCGACAGCAUCCUCAUCUGCCUCGUCGGGCUAUUCCCAUGUGUCUUCUGCUUCUUUCGAUCUGAAUCUAAGUCGAGCCCCCAGCGCCAUGUCCGCCGCGUCCAGUGUUUACUCGACCACGAACCCGGGAUACGGCCACAAGAGAGGGCAAAGCGAGGCCAGCCACUUGGUUCCAAGUCUUCGUUCUUCUCAUAGUUAUUCCUCUACGCCCACCACACCAACACCGGAUAAUAUCUAUUCGGCUGCUCGUCAAUCGCUCCGACCACUCCCCCAGGUGCCACCAGGUACUUCUUCUUCGACAACAUUAACACCACCACCCCGCGCUCCCAGCCACCGUGACCGAGGCUAUAGUGUAGACAUCGGUAACAGUCGCUAUGAUCGGGGUCAGAAUGUUGAUGCCGUCCCCAGUCACCACUCCCGAGGCCGCAGCGUCGACGUCGGCAGGUUAGAUAUGGCCAGCCUGUCGCUAUCGUCACCUCGCGAACGAACCCCGCCAACCUCACCACAACCUCCAACACCACCCCGCCGCGGCUCCCUCGUACCAGCAACCUCGCCGGGCGCGGCAAACCCACCAACACCCCCAGGUCAUGGCAACCACCGGCCCUCGGUCGUCCGUCCUACUUCGAUGCUUCUGACUCGAUCCGACACCGUCAUGGCGCCCCGUCGACCUAGCGACGUCGGCAUCAUGGCCCCCCCUCUGCUGAGCGCCCACACAGUAGCACCGAUUCUUAGGCCGGAUCUGGAAAGUUUGGGGCGAUCUUCGACCAGUGAACUACGAACAUUGUCCAAGCUGGCCAAAUCGGACGAUUUCAAUACCAUCACUUCUGCCACGCAAGAGGUUGUCGGGUUGAGAGGUCGUCGCCGUUUGAAAUCAAACCGGCCCGCGGCCAAGUCUGGCUGGGAAAACAGAAACUGGAUGGACAAGCAGAGGCAGUUUCUGCAGGCGUACGAAUACCUCUGCCACAUUGGCGAAGCAAAAGAGUGGAUCGAGGAUAUCAUUCAGCGGGCGAUCCCGCCGAUUGUGGAAUUGGAGGAAGCCCUGCGGGAUGGAGUUACUCUGGCGGAAGUGGUGGAGGCGUUGAACCCGGAGAGGAGGUUCAAGAUUUUUCGGAACCCGAAGCUGCAGUACCGGCACAGCGACAAUAUUGCGAUUUUUUUUCGGUAUCUGGAUGAGAUUGAGCUGCCGGACUUGUUUAGGUUUGAGUUGAUUGACCUGUACGAGAAGAAGAACAUUCCCAAGGUGAUUCACUGCAUCCAUGCGCUGAGCUGGUUGUUGUUUCGGAAGGGGGUGGUGGGGUUUAGGAUUGGGAAUUUGGUUGGGCAGUUGGAGUUUGAGGAUAGCGAGCUGGAGAAGAUGCAGAGGGGGUUGGAUAAGCUGGGGGGGGCGAUGCCUAGUUUUGGGAAUAUGGGGGCUGAUUUUGGGGUGGUGGAGGAGGUGGUGGAGGAGGAGACGGAGGAGGAAAGGGUGGAGAGGGAGUUGGGGGAGGCGGAGGAGAGUGUGAGGGAGUUGCAGGCGCAGGUUAGGGGGGCGGUGGCGAGGAUGAGGUUGGGGGAGAUGAUGGAGAGGUUGUGGGAGGAGGAGGAGUGGUUGGUUGAUUUGCAGAGUAGGGUUAGGGGGGGGAUGAUGAGAGAGGUGGUGGAGUGGAAGUUGGAGCGGGAGCGGGUGGUUAGGCAACUGCAGGCUGCUGCUAGGGGGUGGUUGGUUAGGAAUGGGAGGGAGAUGAGGGAACGGGAGGUCAAGAGGGCGGAGCCGGCGGUGGUGAAGCUGCAGAGUGCUUUUAGGGCGGUGAGGGCGAGGAGGGAGGUGAGGGAGAAGUUGGACGAGUUGGAUAUGGCGGGUGGUGUGGUGAGGGAUAUUCAGGCGACGUUUAGGGGGUUUUUGGAGAGGAGGAGGAUACAGGAGCAGCUUGGGCAGUUGGAUGUGGAGGAGGGGCCGGUUAGGGAUAUCCAGGCGACUGUGAGGGGAUUUUUGGCGAGGAAGAGGAUGGAGGUGCAGCAGAGAGAGGUGAGGCAGAGCGAGGCGCCGGUGGAGAAGUUGCAGGCUGCUGUUAGGGGCAUGUUGCUUAGGAGGGAGGUGGAGAGGGAUCUGAUUGCGCUGGAGGAGGCGAUGCCGGCUAUUACUGGGAUCCAAGCUGCUGCGAGGGCGGCGCUGGAAAGGAGCCGUGUUGCCGAUCAGCUUGAGGCGCUGGAGAGUUUUGAGCCGGUUUUCACGACACUGCAGGCUGCCACCCGGGGCAAGGUCGCUAGGAGCACUGUGAAGGGGAUUGAGGCUGAGCUUAAGAAACAAGAGCCAAGCCUGGGCUUGCUUCAGGCGCAUGUUAGGGCUGGUGCCGUGCGGAGGGAGAUCUCGGAACAGCUUGAGGCCCUGGGUGAGGAGGAGGAGAAUAUCAUUUCUUUGCAGUCCCAGAUCAGAGGCAUGCUGGAGCGCAAUCGCGUUGCGGACGUCCUCGACGCGCUCGCUGAACAGGAGGAGUCGAUUACUCUGCUUCAGGCUCAGAUGCGCGGGAUGCUCUGCAGACAGAAGCAAGGCGAGAUUCUCGACCAGCUCGAGACGAACGAGAUGGAGAUUGCCUCGCUGCAGGGUCUUGCCAGGGCUAUGCUUCUCCGCGGCAGCGUUGCUGAGGUUCUUGACGAACUGGAUGAGAACGAAGCCGUCGUUGCCGAAGUCCAGGCUGCGGCAAAGGCGUUCAUCGUCAGGGCCAAGUUUGAAGAAAAGAAAAAGUUCUUCAACGAGAACAUGCAAAAGGUGGUAAAGAUCCAGAGCUUGGUCCGCGCCAAGCUGCAGGGCGACGCCUACAAGAGUCUUACCGGCGGGAAGAAUCCACCGGUCAAUGCGGUCAAGAACUUUGUCCACCUGUUGAACGACAGCGACUUUGACUUCAACGAGGAGGUGGAGUUUGAAAGGCUGCGCAAGACGGUGGUGCAGCAGGUUCGUCAGAAUGAGAUGCUGGAGCAGUAUAUUGACCAGCUCGAUAUCAAGAUUGCGCUGCUGGUCAAGAACAAGAUCACGCUGGAUGAGGUUGUCAAGCAUCAGCAUAACUAUGGCGGCCAUACGGGGACGCUGCUGGCGAAUAGCUCCAUGUCGAGCGCCAACCAGUUUGAUUUGAAGGCACUGAACAAGGGGUCGAGGAAGAAGCUGGAGUCGUAUCAGCAGCUUUUUUUUGCGCUGCAGACGCAGCCGCAGUAUCUGGCUAGGCUGUUUAAGCGGCUGAGGGAGGUGGGGACGGCGGAGAAGGAGUGCAAGAGGAUUGAGUUGCUGAUGAUGAGCCUAUUUGGGUAUGCGCAGAAGAGGAGGGAGGAGUAUUAUCUCCUCAAGCUUAUUGGGAGGGCGAUUGGGGAGGAGGUGGAUGCUUGCAAUAGUUUGCAGGAUUAUCUCAGGGGGAACUUUUUCUGGUCGAAGCUACUGCAGAACUACACCAGAUCGCCGCGGGAUAGGAAGUACCUGCGGGAUCUGCUUGGUCCUUUGAUCCGCGACAAUAUCAUCGAGGACCCGGAGCUGGAUCUGGAGAGCGAUCCUAUGCAGAUUUACCGGUCUGCCAUCAACAACGAAGAGCUGAGGACUGGUCGGCCCAGCAGUCGCCCUUUGGACAUUCCCCGAGAGCUUGCGAUCAAGGAUCCGGAGACCAAACAAGUCUUUAUUGAUCACCUGCGCGACUUGAGGGAGAUUUGCGAUCAGUUUUUGUUCGCGCUGGAGGAUCUGCUGCCGAGGAUGCCGUAUGGGCUGCGGUUUGUCUGCAAGCAGAUCUUCGAGGCGUUGAGGCAGAGGUUUCAGAGGGAGGACCCGGUCAGGUUGUUGAACGUGGUGAUGAACUGGCUGUGGAAGUUCUAUCUGCAACCUGCGCUGACGGCGCCGGAGAAUGUCGGUGUGGUUGAGAAGCAGCUUAGCCCGCUCCAGAAGAGGAAUCUGGGCGAGGUGGCCAAGGUGCUCAGCCAGAUGGCUUCGGGGAGGCAGUUUGGUGGGGAUAACGUCUAUCUCCAGCCGUUGAAUGCGUUCAUUGCGGAGAGCAUUGAGCGGUUGACGGGGUUGACGGAGGCAUUGAUUGCGGUGCCGGAUGCGGAGAGGACGUUUGAUAUUGAUGAGUACAACGAUCUUUACGCGAAGAACAAGCCGACGUUGUACAUCAAGAUGGCGGAUAUCUUUGCGAUUCACAACUUGAUCGCGUCGGAGCUGAUUCAUCUCUGCCCGAACAGGGAUGAUAUGCUUCGGGAGAUCAUGCAAGAUCUGGGAAGCGCCAAGCACAACGAGAGCGAGAUGACGGCUGCCGGGUCGACCGACAUUCAAAUGUUUCUGACGCCCAAGCUGCACGAUGUGGCGGACCCUGACGCGGAAGUCAAGGCGCUGUUUAUGGAGACCAAGAGGUGCAUCUUGUACAUCAUUCGCGUUCAAACUGGCACCAACCUCAUGGAGAUCUUGGUGAAGCCCAUCACGCAGGACGAUGAGCACAAGUGGCAGAUGCUGCUGAGGGAUGACUUUUCCAACGGGAGCAACACCAAGGGCGCGUACUCGGAUGCGAACAUGGUUGAUGUUACGCGCAUGAGCUAUUACGAGCUGAAGAGGAUGGCGCUGGAGAACGUGAUGAGGCUGGAGCAGAUUGGGAGGAUAUCGAGGCAUAAUUACUAUCAGGAUAUUCUGAAUGCGAUUGCCCUGGACAUCAGGACGAAGAGCAGGAGGAGGGUGCAGAGGCAGAGGGAGCUGGAGGGGGUGAGGAUGACGUUGAGCAACUUGCACGAGAAGGCGAGGUAUUUGGAGCAGCAGAGGAAGUCAUACGACGACUACAUUGAGCAAGCCAUGGCUACGCUGCAGAACAAGAAAGGGAAAAAACGCUUCCUCCUCCCCUUCACAAAACAGUACAACCAUCAACGGGAGCUGGAGCGGUCCGGCCGGGUGCCCAAGUUUGGGUCGUACAAGUAUUCCGCCCGCGCGCUCAACGACAAGGGGGUGUUGGUCUCGUGGGCGGGGAUACCGGAGAGGGAGUGGGGGCAGAUCAACCUGACCAUCUCGUGCGACGAGGUUGGCGUUUUUAGCCUGGAGGGGAGCAGGGGACACAUCCAGAUUCCUGGCGCGAGCGCGCUGGUGCCGAUUGAGGACUUGCUGCAGGCGCAGUUUGAGGCGCAUCAGUUUAUGCAGCUGUUUGAAGGGGGUUGCUUGAAACUGAAUGUGAACUUGCUGUUGCAUUUGGUUUAUAAGAAGUUUUAUAGGACGCAGUAAAGGGGGUGGGAGAAAAUGGUGUAUGAGUGAUGAAGAUGAUGAAGCGAUUGAAAGGGUUAGGAUAUUGGGAUGGAGGGAGGGGGUAAAGGAUUGGGAGGAAUUAUCUUGAGGGGGAGGACUUUGAGUUUUGUAACUCUUUGUGAAUAUGAUACCUCUUUUUGUUUUUAGUUUUUUUCUUUUUUUUCUUUAGCUUUUUCUUUUCGAUGGUUGAUAGUGUCUGGAAUUAUGGUCGUUUUUUUGUAUCUGCUUUUGCUUGCUUCUGGGGCUUUUUUUUGGUUUUAUUUAGGUUUUUGGCGUGUUUAAAGGAAGGCUUUCGAUGUUGUUGUUGUUGUUGUUGUUGUUGAAUAGCACGAGAAGACAAGGUAGGUAGACAUGCUGGUGUGUCUGUCGCCUAGAGAUUUAAAUACCGAAACGAAUAGUAUAGGUUAGAUAGAUAGGUGUGUAUGAAUUCGGGCAUUUA